AUGGGUCGCGGAAGCUUCUCCAGUGACGGCUCGUCCGACGCUGGCGGCGGCGCUCAACUUGACCUCUUCUCGCCUCCACCAAAAAGCUAUCAACAAUGGCGGUCUGACACUAAGAGCUACAAGACCGAAACUCCUGACACGGACACGUUCCCGAGCGAACCCAGUGACAGCGAGAAGCGAUCUUCUGGUGGUGCUCGCCCGGGUGGUCAUUCCCGACACUCGUCGAUGGCGUCGGCCGUCUCUAUGCACUCGUCUCAUUCGCGCUCUAGCAGCGGCACGUAUGUUGGCAACAGUCAUGGGCAGGUCCAGCCAUUCAACAACUUCCAGCCUGUAGCGUCGGAUCACCCUUCUACGUCGUCACAUCCUCCCCACCGCUACAAGACACCUGAUAACCAGGUGACGCCCCCUAACAAGGGCCAGCAUCUGGAGAAGGGUUUGAGCUCCAUGGAGCUCACUCGAAGCAGAGACCACCCUGCUAUCUCUGACAUCAGAAAGCAGGCCGCUGAGGCCAACCGUCGGCUUAUGGGACUUAAGCACGCUGUUGACAAGUCUGACCACGUGCCUCCUCAGUUCCGUCAGGGCUUUGACGUCGACAUCACCCAGGUUCUCAAGAACCUAACCACCAUCUCCAGCGCUGCUGAGUCUCUGGCAUACGUCCUCAGCAGGAAGAGCGACGAGUGCGAAAGCUUGCGAAACAUGCACUCGUCUCACACUAUGGGUUACGACGAGACUCGUGCGCAGCUUGAAGCUGAGCGCUCUCAGAUCAGAGCGGAACGCGAGAGGAUCCACAAGUUUGAGGCCGACAUGAAGGCCGAGAAGGAGAAGGAUGAGAGGGUUAUUAAGGCCCUCCAAGAACAAAUCGCCGGCAAGCGUCACUUGUGGAUGCAAGUCCGCAAAGACCCCGAGGAAAAGGCUAUAGCCUUGGAUAUGCUCACCCGCUCUUCCACCCCCUACACUUCCGUGACCGACUCCUCCGCUUCCCCUACUCCUACCGGCCCUCGCGACUGGCAAGCUUCCCAACAACGCACCGUCAGUUCAACCAACCGCCCUCCACGCAGCGGCCACAAUCACAUGAACGGCACCCAUUACAGCGGCGGUCCCAUCCCUCGUUCCGUCUCCGGCUUUGCCAUCGCCCACGCCAGACGCGAGUUUGGUUCCCGCAGCGGCCACGGCUCCCAGCGUAAAGGAUCCCAACGCGUGGUUUCCGAAUGGGGCAGCCCCGUCUCCCAUCGCUCCUCCAGCGGUUCUGGCCGCGGCAUUGGCUCUAGGUCCAACCAUCUCAUGGGGCCCCCAACCGCAAUCUUCAUCCCCCCUACAGGCAGAACCCACGGCGACGACGGCCCAACCGCCACCCCAUCUUCCACCUUCUGCAGCCAACUCACGCACCUGCUCACCGUCGUUAUCCGCGCCUUCACGCACAAAUACUUUGCCAAAUCCAUGCCCGAGAUCGAAUCCCGCCUGCGCAAAGAAAAUUCCUCUUUAUUCCUCUACAUGUGCGACCUAGUCUACCCGGGCCGCGGCCGCAAGAUCGGCGAAUCGCACGUCUCCUACCUCCUAAACGACGACGUCUCGCGCCCCUACCUCGUCGAGCGCCUGCUCGUGCAAUACAUAACCGCCACGAUGCUGCAGUCCGACGGCUGGACCGGCUACGAGCCCUCCGUUGACAAAGAGAUGGCUUCCCUUUCCGCGCGCCUCAAGGACCCUUCGGGCACAACGAACCACUCCAAGACCCACGAGCGCCAAGCCAUGGUCAACCGCCAGGCGGAACUGGUACAGAAAAUGGUCCAACACCCCAAGUGGGCCGAGUUCAAGAAUUACAAGGUCAACGACCAUUACCAGAAAUUCAAAAAGAUGGUGGGGCCCUUUCUGCCACCCGGGCCAAAGUCGGAGGUGAGGGAUGAGGCGCUGUUUGAUCUUUUUAGUAUUGCGGAAAGGGCGUGGGCGAUUGCCCAGAUGGGGUGGGAGAGCAGGAUGACGUAUGUUUAUCUCUGGAGCGAGACAUGCAGUAAGUUUGUGGAGGCGAGCCAUCAGGCGCUUAAUAGCGAGACGGGUGGGCAGGUGUUGCAGCAGAGGCAGAUGAGGAUUUCACUUGUGGUUACCCCCGGGGUGACAAUGAGGGAUGAUUCUAGGGGGAUGAAUAUUGGGACUAAGUUGGUGAGGAGGUCAGAUGUGCUGGUUAUGGUUUAG
Sordaria macrospora k-hell is the source of this 2187-nucleotide messenger RNA. RefSeq lists its product as uncharacterized. NCBI's taxonomy places the organism in Eukaryota, Fungi, Ascomycota, Sordariomycetes, Sordariales, Sordariaceae. The record is from RefSeq and is a predicted model, not a curated record.